Molecule: messenger RNA, 4088 nt
Organism: Diachasma alloeum
Lineage: Eukaryota; Metazoa; Arthropoda; Insecta; Hymenoptera; Braconidae
Exons: 5
Coding region: 990-2615 (541 amino acids)
Source: RefSeq, a predicted model, not a curated record
AAGGGGGAUUAGAGUUAUUGUACCUGAGAAGAGCCCACAGGGGCUGCCCUUUCACGACCACCGGUCGCUUUCCAGGCCACGGGAGUAGAAUGGCUCUUCGGUAACGGUCACGAAUCGCUUCAGCCGGCUAAGCGCACAGCGUCUCCCUUCAGUUUACACCAACAAGUGACGCUGGCCUGUUGUAUUUUGCUGUUUACUCCGAAAUAAAUAUCACGAAAUGGUCCUUUGUGCCCUCAAUUUUCCCCCGAAGUUAUUUUAAAUGUCUCUGAGAAGUUUACACGCAGUGGGUCUAGUGCAUUCGCCAAUAAAAUAUUACCCCGUGAUAAAAUAACCGAGAGAUAUCGGAGUCGCUCGUUCCGGUGGUGCCUAUCGAAUUAAUCAGCGUCAUCUGACAUUUCAGUUGUUGGAAAUAGAUUUUCAUUAUCGAUUGUUACGUGAAAGAGGUGAGAGACAAAAAAAGAAAGUUCACUGGAAGGAUCCAUUAUUUUGAUUCCCCUCCCCGACACUAGACACUCGGGGGUAAACCAAGAGGCGCCAAAGGAACGACGCGCAGGGCAGAGGGGGAGCGAGUCAAUAGGACGAAUAACGUCGUUAGAUAGUGUCUCUAAACACAAUAUCCCGACUAUCCUCAAUUUUCAUUUCCUGCUAAAAACUCUGGGUUUAUUUGGACGAGUGUAAAUAAACCCAUGUUCGAACGACCUUGUUUUUUAAUGUCGCAGAUACUCCAAUAGUGAUAUACGAUUCCGCGAUAACGGUGCGAUAACAGGCGUCAGUGAGAAAAGGCAUAAAAUUUAUAAAUAUAAGAAGCGAGAGGUGAACGGUAACACAAUGUGUCUCGUGAGAUCGAUGAGGAAGUCUCGGACUCACAGUGCUCUGGGAAUAUUUCACUUCCCGGAAGGUAUAAUCCUGGCGUGAAAAAUAGAAAAUAAAACCUGUGAUUAAUGAGGUUUUUUCUUCGGGAAACUGAGAGUAACGUUGGUUGAGAAAUUAUGACGGAUUUAUUGAUUGGAAUGGCCGGAAGUGGUUUUCACGGUAGCAAUGGAACUGCAUCGAGCAACGGUGAUGUGGUAUUUCGAACGAGAAAUCCGGGGAUUUACAGGAAUUCGGAGAUGAGGCACUCGAGGAGUGAGGACAUACUGGGGGGCAGUGGGCCAGGUGCGCCAACGAGAACACCGAGUCCACUGCUCCAUGAGCAGACGUGCGCCUCUGAGGAUGAUCUGGUGGCCUCCAGUGCCCUCAGGGAUGCCUCGUCGACGUCCAGUCUGCUCCAGGGGGGCCACAGCUUCUGUCCUUACAACGGAAGAGCCACUGCCUCGCCUCCCCCUAAUUUUGCCACUGAUAGAAUUGACCCUGAGGACUCGAUUCGUGACAUCGUCAGUGAAAACGAUCUCUACAGAUAUGUCCUGUUUAAACGUCACUAUGACAAAUACAUUGCACUGUCGGAGAAGUACGAGGAGUCCCGUGGUAUCACCUACUACCUGGAGGAGCGUUAUCACGAGGUCAAGGCGGAGAGAGAUAGACUGGAGGAGACCAGAAAAGCCCUGGAGAAACGUCUUGAGGGUCGUGAGACGGAGUUACGUGACAAAGAGGAGGAAUUAUUUUUGCAUUUAGAACGUAGUCUGCGUCUUGACGAUGAGAUUGAGCGUCUUAAGGCCGAGCGUGACGCUUGUAUUGUGGCACGUGAGCAGCUGGAAAGAGAGCAGACCUCGGCGCUGCGUCAGUUACAGUUGCAAGCAACGCAAAGUGAAAUAACUAGGAGGAAUCUCGAGAGAGCGAGACAGGACGUCGUCAGGCAGGCGACCGUCAUUCGUGCUGAACGCGAUGCACUGGAACGCGAGAACGUCGUUUUGAAGGAAAAACUGAGAGUUGAGCGGGUGGAAUUGGGGGCUGAGAGGCGGAGGAGGGAGGAGGGAAUAGCAGUAUUAACGCACGAGGCAGCUACUUUGAGGCAUGCAGCACGUCAUCUGCGUGCCGCUGCACUUCACGCCACGUCCUGUCGUCGACGCCGAAGAUGCUCAGUAUGUUUGUACGCCAAACGAACGUUCGCCGAGGCAGACGAUUAUCACGAUGAUGGAAAAUUAUUCAAGUGUCUGCAGGCACCACUCCAGGAUCUACGGACUUGGUUACGACCGGGUCCACUGCCCUCGGCUUCCUCAUCCAGUGGAUUACGUACCAGCUCACCAAUGGACCGUGGAAUAAGUUACAUCGAUGACUCGUCAAGCAGCUCUGAGGAUGAGGAAUUUGCUGAUACACCAAUGGCCGAGGUCUCACUGUCAAGUACAAAUUCUGGUGUACCACCAGCAUCACGUGCAUUCUCAUCGGAUUCUGGGUAUGUGCCUGAUCCAAUGACAUCGAUUGGUGCUACACCGAUAACACCAACGAGUUCGCCAAUAGAGCCUGAUUUUUCUUCGUGUAGUUUUUCAUCAGAAAUUGGCGAUCGGAGGUCACGUUCGUACGAGCCGGGCGGCAGUAGUCGCAAGAUCAGUGAGUCAUCGAGCAGCGAGGCUGAUGCACAGAGAACAGCUGCUACAUUUACGAGAUCAAAGUGGACAUCGUCUUUUCGUCGACUGCUUGGGAAGAAAUCCAAGGCCAAACACAACGAGAAUAAAGCAUAAAUUAGCAUUUUUCAUUUUCGUCAUAUAUUUGCAGAAAAGUGGUGAAACGAAAAUACUAUUUUUUACCUCUUCAUGAGUAUUGAAUUAUUUUUAUUAGAAUUAUUAUCAGUUAUAGAGAGGAAGAUCGUUUAAUUCUUCCUCUUGGAACGACUUAUUUUCAACACAAUGCACAAUCGGCAAAAGUGUCGAAUCCAACGGAGAAAACACUAGCUCGACAAUUUCCUUGUUGUUCGCCUUUUUGAAUGACUCGAGCAAAAAUAGUCGUCCAAGAAGUUACUUCAGUUUACCACUUCACUGCUAAUUUGUGUUUCCUUUUCUUUACUGUUUCAUCAUUUUGACCAUUUCAUUUGGGACUCAAUUGGACAGAUUUACAUUUUUAUUUCGUUCAACUUUAAUAAGUUCAUGAAGAGUUGAAUUCACUUCUCAGGGUUUUGAAUAACCCAUAAGAACCAAAUUCAGUAAUACUGCCAGUUAAUCGGGGAUGAAUUUUAAUCCUAUUUUACGCGCAAGUGAGAGUUUAGCUAGGGGACAUAUGUAGCCUUGAUUAUCUUGCCGAAUGUACUUGCACACAGGAUGAUUGGCUCCUUCCCGAGUCACUCUAAGGUUCAAGACUGGUUUAGUAGUUAGUUAUUAAAACGUGUUCCAGGUACUUAGGGAUUUUAAUGCAAUUGAUAAUACAUUCAGGUCAGUAGUUUGUGCUAAUUAAUAAUACUCGAGAUGUUUAAAAUUAUUAACGAAGGUGGGAUUGAUUUUUAAGAAGGAAUUGACAAGGUUCUUUUCAUAAUUUAUUGAUUCCAUGUUUUACGAUAAAACUUCCAAGGGUUUACGAUACGUUGAGAUAUUUGAAUAUUAAACAAGUUGAAUUUAAUUAUCCAGAUAUAUUACUAUUGGGUUUGUUAAUGGCCCGUGAGAAUUGAUAUUUAUGUACAUAUUAAUAAUUUAUGUAUGUUUAAUCGACUGUGACGAAAAGGGUUCAUUCCAAUAUUUUAAAACAGGGUGCCAAAAAUGGAAUUAAUAAACUAGCACAAAUCAGGCACAAUUAUAUCUUAAAAUAGAUUGUAACUACUGAAAUACUCUGAGGCAAUUUAUCCGUCGAUAAAUAAUAAUUAAUUAUGGAAUUAAAUGUAACUUGAGGUUCCUUGAAACGUAAAAUGCUCAGUCAAUAAAAAAUCUCUGCCAUCCUCGGCGCUACGAGGAUGUCCCCAGAGGAUAGCUAUAUUGGCAAAUUUCUUUUCAGGUUUAAAAUCCAUCAAUGAAGUACGUGUUAUUCGGUAUACAACAAAAUGAAUAUUAACGAUGUUACUGUUAAUCGAUUAAUUAAGUAUUCGUAAACAAAAAAUCGUGUUAUCGCAAAUGAAAAAUACCGUUGUAACAUUGUAUUGUAAAUUGUGCAGAAAUGAGGGUUCUCUUUACAACAUUCCAUAAGAAAUUAUAUCUAAAAUAAAUGAAUAAUUAUAUCGAAGGUUUUAAAAG